CUGAAAGUUGGUGCAGCAUGCGGCCAUCACGCUGGCGUCGCUAUUUUCAACUGCCUCACUAGCUAAAGCCACACUCAUUACGUCUAUAAUCGCAACGCUAGAUUGUUGUCUUGGUUUCCCAGCCUCGAUUCCUUACCGAUGAGGGACUUUCGGCCCGACUGACACAGGGAGAUGGGGGUACACAAUAUUUCAGACCAGCCGCCUCUGGUCCAGGCCAUAUUUAACCGAAAUGCGGAUGAAGUGAAGUUAUUUUUGCACAAGAAAGAUGAAGUCAAUGCACUGGACCAAGAGCGCCGCACACCUCUUCAUGCUGCUGCCUGGCUGGGGGACGUUCAUAUAAUGGAGCUUCUCAUCAGCGCAGGUGCGAAUGUCAAUGCAAAGGACCAUGUGUGGCUAACACCAUUGCACAGAGCAGCUGCUUCCAGAAACGAGAGGGCUGUGGGGCUGCUGCUAAGGAAGGGAGCUGACGUUACGGUGCGGGAUAAAUUCUGGCAGACACCACUGCACAUUGCGGCGGCCAACCGAGCCAUGCGUUGCGUCGAGGCCCUGCUGGCCCAUGUGACCAGCCUGAAUAUGGCCGACCGCACAGGCAGAGCGCCCCUGCAUCACGCUGCUCAGAGUGGAUACCAGGAGAUGGUUAAAUUGCUGCUGAACAAGGGAGCCAAUCUGAGUGCCAGUGACAAGAAGGACAGGCAACCCAUUCAUUGGGCAGCUUACAUUGGACAUCUGGAGGUGGUUAAGCUGCUGGUGUCUCAGGGCUCGGAUAAGAGCUGUAAGGAUAAGCGGGGAUACACCCCUCUUCACGCUGCUGCUGCCAAUGGCCACGUCGAUGUGGUCAAGUACCUGUUACGCAAUGGAGCCGAGAUUGAUGAGCCUAAUGCCUUUGGAAACACUGCUCUCCAUGUGGCCUGCUACACGGGACAGGAGGCCGUAGCCAACGAGCUGGUCAACCGUGGGGCCAACGUCAACCAGCCCAACCACCGCGGCUACACGCCCCUGCACCUGGCUGCCGUGUCCACUAACGGGGCUCUCUGCCUGGAGCUGCUGGUCAACAACGGUGCUGAUGUCAACAUGCAGAGUAAAGAAGGGAAAAGCCCUUUGCACAUGGCAGCCAUUCAUGGACGUUUCACUCGCUCUCAGAUUCUCAUUCAAAACGGUGGGGAGAUAGAUUGUGUGGACAGAUAUGGCAAUACUCCUCUUCAUGUUGCUGCCAAGUACGGCCACGAGCUGCUUAUCAGCACCUUAAUGACAAAUGGUGCUGACACAGCCAGACAAGGGAUUCAUGGGAUGUUUCCCCUACACUUAGCUGUGCUCUAUGGGUCCUCUGACUGUUGUCGUAAACUACUUUCCUCAGGUCAGCUCUACAGCAUUGUGUUGUCAAUGAGUAAAGAACACGUGCUCUCAGCCGGAUUUGACAUCAACACCCCUGACAACUUUGGGAGGACCUGUCUACACGCUGCUGCCUCUGGAGGAAAUGUUGAAUGUCUUAACCUGCUCUUAAGCAGUGGAGCUGACAUGAAUAAGAAGGACAAGUUUGGAAGGACUCCGUUGCACUAUGCAGCUGCUAAUGGUAGGUAUCAGUGUGUGGUGGUUCUGGUAGGAGCGGGGGCGGAGGUCAAUGAGCGUGACCGCUCUGGCUGUACACCUCUACACUACUCGGCUGCAUCGACUGCGUUCUGCAGAACGGACCGACCCCAUGCCAGCACCCAUCAGAACCAAGAGGAUGGGGAGAAGGAAUCCUUCCUGUGUGUGGAGCAUUUGUUGGAUAAUGGUGCUGAUCCAUCUCUGUGCAACACUAAAGGAUACAGUGCUGUGCAUUAUGCUGCAGCCCAUGGCAACAAACAAAACCUGGAGCUGCUUUUGGAGAUGUGCUUCAACACACUAGGAGACAAGGAGAACAACGGGUCCGUCAGCCCACUACACUUGGCGGUGGAGUCCGGUCACUGGGAAUGUGUCACCGUGUUAAUUGAGUCUGGAGGGUAUGUGGAUGCCUGUGACCCGGUGGGGCGCUCUGUGCUGUACGUAGCCUCUCAAAAAGGACAUGCCCGCUGCGUAGAGCUGCUGCUCUGCCAAUCAGCAUCUUGCCUGCUCAUAGAGCACCGCAGCAAAUGGGGCCCUCUUCAUGUUGCAGCUGCCAAUGGCCACUCAGAAUGUCUGCGGAUGCUGCUCUGUAGCGAGGGGGGAGCCGAUCUCGAUAAUGUUAAAGACGCAGAGGGACAGACUCCACUAAUGCUGGCAGUGCUGGGGGGACACACUGACUGUGUGCAUCUGCUGCUGGAGAGAGGAGCUUGCCCUGAUAUAAGAGACAGGAGAGGAAGAACAGCCUUACACAGAGGGGCGGUGAUGGGUCGGGAGGACUGUAUAACCGCCCUGCUGUCCCACAACGUCUCAGUCCUCAGCAAAGAUUUUCAGGGGCGAACUGCGGUCCAUCUGGCUGCCUCUUGCGGCCAUGCUGACAUUCUCUCCAAUCUUCUUUCUGCUGCUGACCACUCCCACCCCCACGACCCAAUCACAGACCGCCACGGCUACACACCCACACACUGGGCAGCCUAUCACGGUCAUGAAGACUGUUUGGAAGUUUUACUUGAACUUAAACCAUGUAGUAUCCAGGAGGGAAACCCCUUCACCCCACUGCACUGUGCUCUCAUUAAUGGCCAUAGUGGUUCUGCAGAGCUGCUGUUGGAAUCCAGUGUUUGUAAUUCGCUGGUAAACAUCAGGGAUGCCAAAGGAAGGACCCCACUUCACGCGUCUGCAGUUGCCGAGGACGUGGCUGGGCUGCAGCUGGUUCUGCGGCACGGAGCUGACAUCAACGCCGUGGACCACUCAGGGCGUUCUGCACUGAUGGUGGCCGCCGACAAUGGCCAAAGUGGUGCUGUGGCCCUGCUGCUGCACAGAGCCAAAGCUGACCUGUCCCUCCUGGAUGUGAACAAGAACACUGCCCUGCACCUGGCCUGCAGCAAGGCUCAUGAAAUGUGUGCCAUGCUGAUCUUGAAGGAGAUCCACAACCCUAUCCUCAUAAAUGCAACCAACAGUAUGCUUCAGAUGCCCCUCCACAUUGCCGCCAGAAAUGGUUUGGCUACCGUGGUUCAGGCCUUGCUGAACCGUGGAGCCACAGUGCUGGCAGUGGAUGAGGAAGGUCAUACGCCAGCCCUGGCUUGCGCAUCCAAUAAAGCUGUUGCCGACUGCCUAGCUCUCAUUCUGUCAACCAUGAAGCCUUCCUCCUCCACGCCCUCUUCAUCCUCACCGUCUUCUCCCAGCCUCAACUUGCUCAAGCACUGUGGCAUCACCGCCGCCUGUCCCCCCCUGCCCAAUGGAGGCCUUCGCCAUGGUUACGGCAAAGAUCGCCAUGGUGCUACUAUCGGCUUGGAUGGCUACUUGACAGAGUGAGGCGUUCUUACUCGUAAAAAAAAUAAAAAUAAACGUGUGGUCACUCGGUUUGGUCCUCUCUACACAUCUAGAUAAAUCUAUAUGCAAUUACAGCCACACAUCCCUCCUGUGCCAGUAUCAAAGCUUUUCUUCACAUUUCAAUAGAGAGCGAACACGAGAGGACGAACUUAGCUAUUUAUUUCUAUUUAUUUUCCCCCACUUUCCUUUUCCUCCCACCUCCUGACUCCCAUUUUAGAUGCUGUCCAUUCAGUAUGAGUCUAAAAUCUAAAAUCUGAAUCUAAGCCAUCUAUUCGAACCAGUAUGAAUCACUGGCGAGUCAGUCCUUUAUUUCUUCUCCAUUUGCAGUCGAUUUGACUCGGUUCAUGUUAGAAUUAUGCAGCUGUGUGUCUCCAUGGUAACAGUGAUAAUGGAUGGGUUUCCAUAUCAUGCCUCCUAUUUGUGUGACGCUGUGGCCUUGCAUAGGAAUUUACAGCCUGCCCUGAGGAACAAUUUAAACGGGUUACACUAGAUUUGCAUGAAUUUGCGGGACCAUGUAUUUGAUAGUGGUCUUGUGUGUGUGUGUGUGUGUGCGCGUGUGCGUGCUUGCACGUGUAUGUGUGACAUCCACUUUUGCGCAACAGUCAAAGUUUUUCAUCCCAUACUUGAUUAUUACGUUUUGAGGUUUUUAUGUGAGGUGCAAUCUGAUUUAGCACAGAUCAGGAAAAAACAAACAACCUAACAGAAUCAUAUUGAUAGAAGGGAAACCAUACUACCUUAAGCCAAAAGACCAAUGACCUCCUGAUAGAGGGGUCUGAUAUGUAAUGCUUGUUUACUUGUUAGAGAGAAAAGGGAUAGUGUUUGGAUGGGUUUUGAGGUUGAAAAUUCAUAUUAGGUUUACAAUGGAGGUAUUAGGUAGUCCAGAUCACUGUUUGUAGGUGGACAGAAGAAAGAGGAGUUACAAGUGUCAUGAUUUUGGCCGUUUAAAAAACAUUAUGAAGAUGCUACAUUAAGGAAGUAUAGAAAGCACAAACGUCAUACACAGUACUUGCUCCUUGGGACCUUCGGUUUUAUUUAUUUUGGUUGGUUUUAUUUUUUGUUCUAGGGCCUCAUAAAAUAUCUUCAAUUAAAUCUACUGCUUUGCUAUAAUAUUAAGUGUGGAGUUGCUUUCACAGUGCCUACUGAAUUUAGUUUUGCCUACCUAGGAUCCAAUCAGUUAAACACCAUAUGCACUCCCUUAAAGUCGUUGUGAAACAAGGGUUAAGUAUUUCACUAAACCCAUCAUGAAUUGAUUACCUGAAUGAAUGAACGUAUGAUUCAUAUAGACUUUGGGGAGUAUAUAUGUCAAGUUUGCAAAACUGAAGUGUUCAGGCUGAUUGGAGCUUUUUUACAUUUGUUUAUAGGGAGCAGUCAUGGGUAUGACCAAAGCCGAGCGAUUUCUAAAUACCAUUUUAAUAGGAACUAAUAGAUAUCCAAGAAAUAUCUUUUCAAUUUAAGUACUGAAAUAACAUUCACCCCUACUCUUUUUAAAAUGCUUCCUUAUUGCCAAAGGUAGAUUAAUUAACAAAGUUAAGAUUGUGCUUCCAUUAGGUUUUUUGCACCUAAACACAAAAUAAGAACAUUGUCAAUGAGUGUUUGAAACAUCCCUUUUUUUGUUUGUGCACCACAAACAGGCAAUAUAUGCUCAGUCAGUAAUGAGACAAUCAGUUGAAAGGGCUUUUAAUUUUGCCAUAGAUUUCUUUUUUCCUAAACAAGCAAAAGCGUUUUUCCCAAUUAGGAAGAGCUAUAUAAAUCUCUGUCCCUUAAUUCAAGACAUCUAAGAAUUAAUGCAUACUUCAGGCGUGAAAUGUGGAUUUGUUCUCAAUUAUACCAAUACUGUUGCUUUCAUUGCCGUGUAUCAGGAUUUUAGUGAUGUAGAUAGAGCAGCUUUGAAGUGUUGUAACAUUAACUGAUAUUUUAUUGGUGGUUGAAGGUGUGUAGACAAAUGAAACGGUAACAUUAGAUGUUUUAAGGCUGUGUGGAGAGCAUAUUUAUACUGAUUUAUGAAAUGACCUCUUCGUCUUUGUAAUGACAAGUUUUGGCUGCUUAAACAAGUUUCUCCACUCCACGCAGACCUGAUAUAAAGCACUUGCUUGUUCAGUAACAAAAAAGGAUGAAAAAAAUAUGCUUUUGCAUCUAUCAUAAGCUGUAAAUGGGCAAAUAUCUGAACUCUAAUUGCAAGUGUGCAUGUGUGCAAAUCAGAUUAGUCAAGUUAUAUCUUGAAAAAUUUCUAAAUGGGCUACAUGACUAAGAGGAAGUCCCUCAUGGGAGUUUAAUUCAAGCUUAUUUACCUGUACUUGAGCUUGACUUUUUCACGUACAAUAACUUUUGCUGAAUAAUACAGUUUGGUGGAGGGAAUUAGUGCGUGUCUAGACAGCACAGGGUACGAUAAUGAAGUGCAAGUUGAUGAGCUUGAAGUUAUUUGCACUGCCAGUUAUACUGCUUGUAGUUGUACAAAAAAAUAUAUUUAUAAAUUUAGUCUAGCUAGUCUUACCACAAGUAGUCGAGUUCGAAAAACAAGUGCCCGUGGAGCCUGUGAUUAGUAAUACAUUUCAUUUUUGUGCAAGAAAAAGUGCUGCUUUCAAUUGUAUCUUGGAGCUAAUUUUUUUUAGAGGAGAUCUUUGUCUAUUUAUUAGCAAAAAUAAUUCUUAUCCAGCCAAAACAAACUAAAACGUAUUUGUUUUAAUUCCUCAAAUUUCUAAUCAUUUUAUUGGCAUUGCACUAAAAUUGUUGAAUUGUUUUGUCGAAUGUAUGCCAUGAUGGUAGUAGCUUGCUUCGAUGUUGGUGAAAAUCUUGAAUGCUGUAGUUAGCGAUUAAAUAAUUAGCUUGGCAACAGGAACUUUGGAACUGAAGCCUUUCAGAACUUAAUAGACUGAAUUUGUGCAUUAGGUGUUCUGUGUACAAACAAUACGAGAACCGAUCACAAAGUGGCCAGACUUUUUUUCUUUUAUUGGAGUAAAGUACAACUGGUAAGGGGAGUUUUCUCCCUAAAAUCAUUUAGUGCCAUAACUUUUUUUUAUUUUAUUUUUCCUUUCUCAUUUUGAGAUGUUUGUAAAAAUGUGAAUGAAUGAUUCCUUGGGUUCAGUUUUUGAGUGUGCGUCAAGACCAUUACCAAAAGAAAAAAGACGAACGAAGUCCAAGCUAACAUAAGCUACUGUGCCCAUUAUAUUUUUUGGCGAUCCACAUAGUGUGUUAAUUAUUGUAAAAUGCCAGUACGUUCACAAUCAGACUGUCUAAAAAUGCAAGUAUAUUCGUAACUAAGCUAUACUGAUGGGCUGGUUAGCCCUUGGUGGAGCUCACCUCCAUCUGAAAGCUUUCAUGGCUAAGCCAUAACUUAGCAUUUGCCCUUAUAAAUUGAGUAGCCUGAUUUGAGUCAUUCAGUCAACGGCUCCUUCAAAAACCAUAUUUUAAAAUGUUCAAUUGUAAUCGAUAGUUCCCACAAACCACUGAUAAUUUGAGGUUUAUUUCAAAGCAAUGGAAUUAUGAAACGCCUUAAUUUCAUCAUUAACCGAAGGGCAAAUUUGACACUUACCAAAAUGACACAUUUACAUAGCUGUUCUUGUUUUAUUCUGGAUCAGCAAAUUGUGCAGUUUAAAGAGCUUGUUUUUGUUGGAAAGCAGAUUAAUUGUAGCUAACUCAGUGUCCUUAUUUUAUGUUCAUCCUUGCAUUUUUGUAUUCAAUUUUUUUUUUUCUCGCAAAGGUAUUAACGGCUGAUAGAAUGUCUGAUUUACCUCAGUGGACCUCAGCGUCCUUACUACUUGAAGACACAUCCAUUUAAGGCAAUACUCAAAACACCCGUUUCAUUUAACCUAUGUCUGUCUCCCAACUUUUUGCCUUAAGAGGAAAUGGUAUAGUUCAGCAAUCGCAGCACUUGAGAGAUUUUGUCGUUAACCUGGGAUCUCGUUCCGAUGAAAUUCAUAAGAAGCACACUGUUCUAUAGGUUGUUUUGCUGAAAGAUGUACCAUAAUGGCUUCUGGCCUCAAAAUAAUAAUUUUCAUGGAAUUUAUUAGGAGUUUUUGCACUAGAACAUAAAAAAAAUUGUGUCAUUUUGUUUAAUACAUAUGUCAAAUAUUUAGCUGUAAAAUUUAUUUGGAAUCGUUAAUAUUUGACCAACUCAUUCUCCUAAAUAAAACAUCAAAAGCACUGAUUUUCACUAUUGAAUAUGACUUAUAAAAACAUUAAUUUUCAGAAUAAAACAAAUCAAUAUUGGUAGUGAAUGGUAAAAGAUUUGGGAAUACAUCUAAGAAAAAAGUAUGUAUUAUCCAAUGAUUAAUUUCAUUUUAUACAAGGCGGAGUAGAUGCAUUUUCUCCCCAUUUUUCGAUGUCUUGGUUAAAGCAUUUAGGUAGUAAAUACUUGUGUGAUGUUAUAAAUACAAAUAUUUCUAACAACGUAAAUAACAAGAGCACAAGAUGAUGUGCUGUACAUAAUUCCUCAAGAAGUGUGGUCAGAUUUGCCUUGACGUGGCAGUCUUACCUCAUGAACUAGCUAUCUAGUGCUAUAUGUACUGGUACAUCAAAUUUGGGUGGGCUUUUAGCAACGCAUGCUCCAUGCAGUUGGAACCCUAAGGUCACGGUCCGAGGCCUUGAAAUGGAAAACAUUGGAGUUUUUAAGGGGUGCUCUUAAACUUGAUGAUGUCCUUCACCCUGGCUUAGUGUUACUUCAUGUUUCUACUCGGUAAGCGCUAAUAGUUCAAAUUGUAAAUCUGCAAGCGAAUGAUCUAAUCAAAAAUAGCUGCUUUUUGUUGUUCUUGCCAGCAGCUUGUUUCCAUAAGGCUAUUUAGAAGACCACCGGAGCCUGACUGAAUGGCUGAUCUGACAGGGCACGUAGGGAUCCCUUUAAAAAACAAUUUCAUAUAUAAAAAAAAAAAGAAAGAGCUAUGCAGGAAUACUUUUUUUAUUUUUUUAUUUUUUUUUAAAUCUCACAGAGUUGCGUAGUGCCACCAGAGAUAUCCCAAAAGCUUCAUUGACCGAUCACGGACCUUCAGAAGUUCAUCUGUAAAUCUAACACUGACCUUACUUGCUUGUUGGCUUUGGUUGAGAAAAUGACUGCUUAGCGUGGCAUGCUGCUAUUUCUUUGGAGUCUGUAAGCAUCUUCAUCAUCUCUUUAAGGUACUACACUUUGUGACGAGUAUGUGGGAUUGUGCCUUUUGUUAUCAAGUACAUGCCACAGGGUAUGGUCUUCCAUUAACACCUUUAGUGAGCCUUAUGAAUGAACAACUGUUGUAAGUUUCAGAAAUAGCCACCAUCCAUGUGGUUGCGUUUUGAGCCGUCAAAAAUCGCGAACGAAUUUCUCACGACACCGCAGAUGAAUAAAUAACCUUUGUAAGUUAAAUUAAACCAUAACGGCGAAAAUUUGAUCGGUUCUAGCUAGUGGCCUGUUCAAACUCUGUAUGGGAAAAAACGUGUUUAGUUUUACAAUGUGUGAACUCUUUAGUGAAGUAGAUGUGUGCCGUGUCGUUUUUUGUGUGGUAAUGCAUUGGAGAUUAGUUGUAACCCAGUGUCUUGUAGAAUGUUGGCAUGACUCCUUUUCUCUAUGUUGUAUUGAUGUCAAAGUAUCCACCUGAAAUGGACUGAAGUGCAAUAACUUUUUUGUGCGCCAUAGUAUCCUUAAUGGAGGAAAAUGCCCUUUUUUUUUUUUAAGCAGGGUAUUUUAUUUGUUAUUUUAUUUGGAUUGUACAAAUUUGAAUUCCUUCCUGUUUUGCCUCUAUAAGUGGCACUUUCUUGUGGAAUGUACAAUGGACUUGGUGGAAACUGUGAUAGGUGUCAAAGCCUUAUCAAUACUUCUUGCUUACUGGAAAGAUGGCAUUUCUGUUUGCUCAUCGGUUGAUUGGUCAGAGAGUGCCGUUUUUGAUGUACCUUCUCCAGUGCCACGUAAAGUCAGUGUCUGCUUUCGUGGCAUGUUAAGCAUUUGUUUGUGUGUGUGUGUGUUGGGGGUGUUUAGACCUGUUCAUUUACCUCUAAUCAAUUGAUUUGAUACCAAAAGCGAAGCACAUUGCCUAGAAUUACAGUUCUUUUUUUGCAUUAGAGAUGUGAUAGUUCUAUUUGGGAAUGGUAUCUUGAAUGUUGUUGUCACCAGGGAAAUAUGCAGGGUUUGAUUUCUCCCCACACAACAUUUGAACUUUGGGCCAUAUGUUAUGCGGUACCAAAGAAUGUUUCAUUGAUGAUUAUUUGAUCAGAUUUUUAUUUAUUUUUUGGUCAGACAUCAAGAUCCCAAUAUUUGUCAUUUAAUGUCUUCACAAGUUUUGAAAAAUAAAAAAAGGAACCUGUACCAUGAAGAAACAUUCCUUUGAAUUUCAUUGUACAAAACCGAAAUACCACUGACAACCAAUACCAGAAGUCCUAUAAUAAUCUUCAGAAUACCUUAAGUUGUAACUUACUUUUAAGGUCCUUCAUUUUGGCUUUAAGCAAUCAAUGAUUUCAUAUUUGAUAUCACAGGGAGCACACUGAAUAAAGUAAUCUAGUAUUUCACAACAUAGGACCAAUGUAUGUCUCUGUAGAGAUGGCCACUUGAUUUCAUUCAAGAACAAGCAAUACAAGUAUCAGGAGACAAUUGUAAAUUUCUAAAGAUUUGUUGGCUCUGGCUGCUUUUGGCCUGGCUAUGUAAUCUGUGGCACCUUAGUGUAACCCUCUUCGUGUAACUGAAUCCAACAUAAGAGAUUUCAGUGCUGAGAGAGCCUUAUUUCAGUCAAACUGAAUGUGAAUUGGAUGUGUGCAGGAUUUGGCCAUUUCGAAGCGACUGGCUUUAAUCAAGCGGACCUCCUGAGUCCCAUGUUUGAAUCCAGUUUCACUAGGACCCGCCGUCUUUAAGACUUUCCAAAAGAUUGCUGUUACAAAAAAAAGCAAAAAUACUACACAGUGGCUAUGUUUCCAUCGCCAAAACGCCUAAAUACAGGGUUACUGUCACUGCUUCCAAGCUCUGCUUGAACAUGCCAAGUAUUUGAAACGCAUUACAACGAGAAAGAAAUGUGACCCUGACUUAAAAAAAAAAAAAAAAA
Sinocyclocheilus grahami is the source of this 10397-nucleotide messenger RNA. Its product is annotated as serine/threonine-protein phosphatase 6 regulatory ankyrin repeat subunit C-like. The coding region runs from base 172 to 3387 and encodes 1071 amino acids. Lineage: Eukaryota; Metazoa; Chordata; Actinopteri; Cypriniformes; Cyprinidae. The record is from RefSeq and is a predicted model, not a curated record. The transcript has 28 exons. Gene Ontology annotation, molecular function: protein binding.